UCAAAUACUUUUCUUUGUAUGGUUUCAGACUGCUUGUCUGUAAGGUGACACUCCUUACUUCACUAUUCCAACCUCCAGCCCUCCGUCUCACUCCCUCACUCCCCCUCCCCAGGCCGGUGGCAUAAAGAGUGGCUACCAGCCCACAGUUCUAUAGGGCUGGCCACUUCACAGGAGAAAGGGUCUAGAGCGAAGGAAAGCUAUUCUGCCUUGUACCACCAGCACGAGCCGGCAAAAGCAGAGCUUAAAUAAUAUUGAUGCUGAGGCUUCCCAAGCUUAGGCACGUACUCUCAGUUCACACACACACACCGAGGGGCACAAACAAACAGACCGCCGUACUAAAGAUGGGCUACAUUAAUGACUGGCCUAAGCGCUUCCUGAAAACCUUUCUGCAGCAGUUCAGUCGCUACAAGGUGGAGCAGCUCAUUGACAACGAGGCUGAGAAGGAUUACCUGUACGAUGUCCUGCGGAUGUACCACCAAUCAAUGGAGCUGCCUGUCUUGGUGGGGGACCUGAAACUGGUCAUCAACGAGCCCGCCCGCCUGCCCCUGUUCGACGCCAUUCGGCCUCUCAUCCCCCUCAAACACCAGGUGGAGUACGACCUUCUCACCCCCAAGAGGUCACGUAAGCUGAAGGAGGUGCGUCUGGAUCGUAGCCACCCCGAGGGGCUGGGGCUGAGCGUGAGAGGCGGCCUGGAGUUUGGCUGUGGGCUUUUCAUCUCGCAGAUCGUCAAGGACGGACAGGCUGGGAACAGCGGACUGCAGAUAGGAGAUGAGAUUGUGCGCAUCAACGGAUACUCUAUCUCUUCCUGUAUCCAUGAGGAAGUCAUCAACCUCAUCAAGACCAAAAAGAUUGUGUCCCUCAAAGUCAGGCAGGUUGGGAUGAUACCAGUGAAAAGUUCCACAGAGGAGCCUCUGAAGUGGCAGUUUGUGGAUCAGUUUGUGUCAGAGUCUGGGGAGAAGAAGAACAGCAUGGCGGGUCUGGUGUCUAUGGGAGGGAAGGAGAUCAAGGAGAAAAAGGUGUUCCUGAGCCUGGUGGGCACCAAGGGCAUGGGCAUCAGUGUCUCCAGCGGCCCCACGCAGAAGCCCGGCAUCUAUGUCAGUAACGUCAAGCCUGGCUCCCUGGCUGCUGAAGUGGGACUGCAGAUCGGUGACCAAAUCGUGGAGGUGAAUGGAGUGGAUUUCACCAAUCUGGACCACAAAGAGGCUGUGAGAGUCCUGAAGAGCAGCAGGAGUCUAACCAUCACAGUCCUCACCGGUGCUGGCAGGGAGUUGUUCAUGACAGAUGAGGAGCGACUGGCGGUGGAGGCACGCCGGGAGCUGGACAGACAGGAGCUCAUGCGCCAGAAGAGGGUUGCCCUGGAGACCAACAAGAUCGUCAAGGAGCAGCAGGAGAAGGAGAGGCUGAGAAAGAUGGAGAUUUCUCAGAAGACUGCGGAGGAGGAGGAGCGCUAUCAUAAAGAGAUGGAGAAAAUCGAGGCUGCCGAGCAGAAGCACGACCGGGAGUGGGAAGAGGACUGGGCGCCCAGAGAGCAACCCAAAACGAAAAGCCAGAAGAGUCCCUCCCCGGCCCCGCCUGAAACCAACACCCCGCCCCUCAAGUCCAAGAGCUCGGACUUGGGCGCCGGCUCCUCUCAGGCCGUCGACGACGACGACAGUGGCGAGGAGGGAGAAGAGCCGGAAGAGUGUGGUGAAGGCUUUCAGAAAUACGUGGAAGACUUUGAUCCCCACUCCAUGUUCUCGUCAGAGCAGAUAGCUGGGCGAGAUGUGAGACUACUGCGAAUCAAGAAGGUUGGACCACUGGAUCUGGCUGUGGAGGGGGGUGUAGACUCCCCCCUGGGAAAGCUGGUGGUAUCUGCAAUUUAUGACGGAGGCUCGGCAGACAAGCAUGGUGGGAUUGUGCCAGGAGAUGAGGUGAUGGCUGUGAAUGGGAAGAUCCUGACUGACGUCUCACUAACUGAAGGCCAAAACUCUCUGACCAAGGCCUGGAACAGUGGAGGGGACUGGAUAGACCUGGUCAUAGCGGUGUCACCCCCGAAAGACUACGAAGACGAGGUGACGUUCUUCUGAGUGCCCCCUGACCACCCGGACAAACAAGCCAUAACCACCAACCAACCAUCCCUUUUAACUGCCUUUCAUAUAUUUCUUAUAUUUCACUAAUCACAGUCAGAAUCUUGCAUUAAAAUGU
Esox lucius (northern pike) is the source of this 2184-nucleotide messenger RNA. RefSeq names its product Usher syndrome 1C (gene ush1c). Bases 255 to 2066 code for a protein of 603 amino acids. Gene Ontology annotation, cellular component: stereocilium tip; photoreceptor inner segment; plasma membrane. The record is from RefSeq and is a predicted model, not a curated record. Gene Ontology annotation, biological process: inner ear receptor cell stereocilium organization; inner ear auditory receptor cell differentiation; sensory perception of sound. NCBI's taxonomy places the organism in Eukaryota, Metazoa, Chordata, Actinopteri, Esociformes, Esocidae. The transcript is spliced from 20 exons. Gene Ontology annotation, molecular function: protein binding.